AUGCUUUGUUACUCAACAGCUGUGCUUUUUCUUCUUGUAAUACUUACGUUAUUAUCAGUUAAUGGAGAAUAUUCAAUAGGUGAUAAAACAAACCAUUUAAAGAAGUGGCUUGAAACAAAUCGUAAUUCUUUCCCACAACCUAUAACCGAUGAUUUAAUCUCGUCUAUAUCCGGCAACAGUGAUAUCGCUACAGCUAUAUUCAAAAUAUUUGGCUUUGGUUCAGAACCGAAAAUUUCAGAAGCAAAAUUCACGGAAACAACCGGUUCACCUACCAGUUCACGUAAUGGAAUUAAAGUUGCUGACAGAGAAGUCUGUCCUUUCGAUGCCGAUCCACUGAUUUUAUCUGGAGAAUAUAGCUACUGCAAACCAACAACAGUUGGAGAAUGUCCAUCUGGUUUUGUUUGCGAUUUUAGCCUCGUACUUGGCCGGUCAAUAUGCUGCCAAGAUAUGCGCAAUGAACCAAUUAUUAAUAUAAGAGUGAAGCCACCGACAACAACACACUCAUCGAGAAUGGAAAGGAUCAGGACUCGUGAACAUACCUGGUCAACUACAGUUGCCAAUCGUCGGUCACCUUGGUACAUCAGGAAUAGAAGACCACUGUACAGAACUUCGUGGAAUGGAACUGCGCAUAGCUUUGUGCCUUCCAGGACGAUGACUGCGUCUACGACACUGAUACCUAGGAGCCAUGAAUUACCCUCAACAGAACCUGCAGGUACCGGUAGCGAAGAGGUCUCAAUUGAGGGAUAUAUCAGUCCUGCUGACAAAAUGAAUCUUAUUGAACAACAAGAAAUUCCACAUCGCAAUAUAUCUGAAUUUGGCAUAAUUUCAAUGAAAUCAGCUCAAACAACAUUUUUACCAUCACUGACCUCCUCGGCAUCUACCGUCCACCCAGCAUCUGUAUCUUUAAUUCAAAUUGGUAAUAUUAAGAGAUUGACUGAUAAGGAAAUGCUCAUUGUUGGUACAAUUACACUUAUUAAUGAUCAAGGUUAUCGAAUACUAGUGGAUACCGGAUCUGCUGCUGAUACCGAAUCACUCCUGCAAGGUCUUUCGAAAGAAAUGAUUUCCAUGAAUGAAAUUGCUGUAAUUGUAAUAACAAGUGGAGAUCCGAGUCACACAGGUAACCUUAAUCUUUUCCCGCUGAAACCAACACUUUUUCACACGACGGAAUAUGUGGAACAGCGUGCUACUGUCAGCGAACUUAAAGAUAGGCCUUAUCGUAAACUGACGGAAAAUGUAGAAGUUUGGAAAACUCCUGGUUCUACGCAACAGAGCCUCAGUGUAUUGGUUUACAAUGUUGAGGGAUAUGGAACGAUGGCUGUUGUUGGUGAUUUGAUACCGACAGAGGAUUAUGUUUUCAACAGGACGAAUUCAAAUGUAGACCUCGACAGAAGUGUUUGGGAUUCAUUGAUCAGAAGGCAAAAUUCGAAUUUGAUCGUAUGUUUAGCAGACUGGAUCAUUCCUGGUCAUGGUCAACCUUUCAGAGUAUUACCACUUUAUAGGCAGCGAGCGGGAUGUACACGCUUGUUAGCAGAGAGAAAGAAAUUUGGUAAGAUGUAA
Messenger RNA from Brugia malayi, 1557 nucleotides. RefSeq lists its product as uncharacterized. Bases 1 to 1557 code for a protein of 518 amino acids. NCBI's taxonomy places the organism in Eukaryota, Metazoa, Nematoda, Chromadorea, Rhabditida, Onchocercidae. The record is from RefSeq and is a predicted model, not a curated record. The transcript is spliced from 10 exons.